This is a messenger RNA of Encephalitozoon cuniculi GB-M1, 1767 nucleotides long. RefSeq lists its product as uncharacterized. The transcript has a single exon. Bases 1 to 1767 code for a protein of 588 amino acids. Lineage: Eukaryota; Fungi; Microsporidia; Unikaryonidae. The record is from RefSeq and is marked provisional.
AUGGAGAACGAUGAGGGAACAAGUAAUCUAAGAGGCAAUCCCAAAGGGAACGAGAUGGAAAGGGAAUGUUUGUACGAUCGAGACAUACAAGACUCGGGAGGGCGCCGGGGUGUGUGGCAGAAAUCUCAAAGAAUCCGUGGAUACAGAGGAGGGACGAGCUCUGGGAGUCACUUGUGCAGGAGUGGGGGAAAGCGGAGUGAUAGAAGCGGGUGCGAGCGAGGGAGUUUUCCGAUGAAAGGGAAGGCUGUGACAGGAGGACGAUAUGAACUCAGGAUGAGCGAAGACAUAGGAGUCCAAGGGCCAACCGGAGAGGGUGGACAACAGGGAGAGAGAUGCCAGGAGGAGGUUUAUGUGGAUGCAAAGGAACGGGACAGUAGCAACAGGAGGUGUUCUGUGAGGCCUGCAAACGAGGUGUUUGGUCGAGAGAUGUGCCGCCUACACUCUUCGCCGUUAGAGGAUGGGAAAGACAGGAUUGAAAAGAUAGAAAGUAUGCUGCGCAAUGACCUAGCGGAUGGCAUUGUUGUUGAUGUUCCUGGGCCUGAAAUAGUGCCAGUUCUGCACUUUUUUGAGCGAUGUGCCGAAGUCAAGGUGUUUAGAAUGAGCGGCUUCAAAGGCUCUACAUCUCCCGAGGUAGUUCCGGAGGCUUCUGAUGCCAAGAGGAUGGAAAGGCCUUUUAGUGUAGAGACGAAUCUGAGUGGAGAGUUUGCGGAAAAAGCAGAGGAGAAGAAGAGUGACGGGAAAAAGAAAAACAAAAGAGGCGUGAAGAGAAAUGGAGAGAAGGGAACUGGUAGUGGAGGGAGAAUAUACGGCAAAGACUCGGAGACCGACUGUGGCAGAGAUGUGAUGCCUGAGAUCCUAGAGGACUGUAGAUACAGACACUUCCUGAAGAGGGUCUUUCCAUCAAUGGAGAGAGACGAUGAGCGAGUUCUGAAGUACAUUGUCGACCAAAGACUCAUGCUCGAGCACAGGGCAAGGCGCAACAGGGCAGAAAUUCCUGAGCUUGGCAGCAUGCCUGCUCAAGCACCUAUGGCGAUCAUUUCCUCGAUCCCGAAGAUCUCUGGAGCCGGGCUUUCUGAGGAGGAAGACAGAAUUGCCUCUGACCUUAUCCUAAAGUACAGGAACAACUUCAAGAAGAUCAAGGAGCUUGCUCCACAGCUGGAUAUCAAGAAAUGCAUCCUGAAGUACUAUCUGAUGAAGGACAAGACGUAUGGAUAUAUAAAGCACAAAUCUGGAAGGAUUUCCGACUCUGAGGUUAAGCUUGUAGUUGAGAGCCAGUGGUCUGAGUAUGAAAUGAAUGUGUUUGCUCAGCACUUCAGGAUGUUCGGAAGAUCAUGGGCGAAGUACCAGUCGCUGAUAAACAAGUCUGAGAAAGAUCUGAAGAUGUUCUUCAGGUACUACACAAAGUUUGUCCUGCCUCCGGGCGGGAGCUCUACCGCGGCAUCUGCACCUGUCCGAAGGGUCUCGAUCAGCAAGGAGGACGUGCUGAGGAAAUGGACGAUAGACGAGAGGCAAGUGUUUGCCAUAUACUUUCCAUACUACAACAAGAACUGGGUGUCCAUGGCGGCAUAUUUUCCAUCGAAGACCUCGAGCGAUCUACGGCAGUACUACAAUAGAUAUUACAAGGGGCUUAGCUACAACGAGCAGAGGCUUGAGGCCAGCCUGUAUGACUUCGGUAGGCAGCUUACGACGCCUCCAGCAAGGCACAUUGGAAGCCCCAGGGAAGAGGUUGUGUUCUGUACGACGGCAGGGGUUCUGUUCAAGAAGUAG